AUGGCAUUGUCUAGUAUGUGGAAAAUUCUCAAUAAAGAGUUGGCAAAAUGGAGAGAUGUCUUGGCAAAAGUGAGGGACAACCAUAGAAGUGGGGAAAAUCUUAGUAGCGAGAUUGUGCAAGCACAGAUGUGGUUUGGUGCAAUUGGGCAAGGCAAAAAAACUUUCAACCAUCAUGAAUGUUGGGAGGUGGUGAAAAAUUGCAAACGCUUCAUAAUUAUUCCCAUGGGUCCCCCCGUUAUGUUAAACGAGACGUCACUCCAUGAUUCAAUGAUAUCGGAUUCACUUCUCGAUUCCCCUAUGAGUCAAGACUCACCCAUCGAAAAGGAGCCGAGGCUCAUUGGCCGAAAGGGUGCGAAGGUGAAGAAAGGGAGUAAUUCUAGCACUAAUACAUCAAAAAAUUUGGAGGAAAUUGCAAGGCAGAGUGCCGUAAAAAUUGAAAUUGAGAAGAAACACCAAGAGAAUGAGAUGGCAAUUUGA
Prunus armeniaca (apricot) is the source of this 477-nucleotide messenger RNA. The record is from the annotation of a GenBank genome assembly. Lineage: Eukaryota; Viridiplantae; Streptophyta; Magnoliopsida; Rosales; Rosaceae.